GCAGGGCAGGACAUGUGAGAUAGUCACAGUUUUCCAGAGAUCAGGACAAGAUCUAACCAGUCGCGCGUGGUCUCCGGCGCCGGAGCCGGUCAGCUCAGCCCAGCCCAGCCCAGCCCCGCGCAGAGCCCCCUCCGCCCCCGCGCCCAGAGCCCCGAGCCCCUUGAGGUGCGCGGGACGGGCAGCCGGGAGAAGCAGCUGCCGCGCUUGUCGCCGGUGCCGUCAGUCCUCCGCUCGCGCCGCCGCCCGGGCCGGGGGUCCGAGCCGCGCGCCCCCGGCCCCGGCCCCGGCUCCCGGGUGCCUGGGCCGGAUGUCCCGAUGAGAGAGCCGGCGCUGGCAGCCAGCGCCAUGGCUUACCACCCAUUCCACGCGCCACGGCCCGCCGACUUCCCCAUGUCCGCCUUCCUGGCGGCAGCGCAGCCCUCCUUCUUCCCGGCGCUAGCGCUGCCGCCCGGUGCGCUGGCCAAGCCUCUGCCCGACCCGGGCCUGGCGGGGGCGGCGGCAGCGGCCGCAGCGGCCGCAGCGGCCGCCGAGGCGGGGCUGCACGUCUCGGCACUCGGCCCGCACCCGCCCGCCGCGCAUCUGCGCUCUCUCAAGAGCCUGGAACCCGAGGACGAGGUGGAGGACGACCCCAAGGUGACGCUGGAGGCCAAGGAGCUGUGGGACCAGUUCCACAAGCUGGGCACCGAGAUGGUCAUCACCAAGUCCGGGAGGCGGAUGUUCCCCCCCUUCAAGGUGCGAGUCAGCGGCCUGGACAAGAAGGCCAAGUACAUCCUGCUGAUGGACAUUGUGGCUGCUGAUGACUGCCGCUAUAAGUUUCACAACUCACGGUGGAUGGUGGCUGGCAAGGCCGACCCGGAGAUGCCCAAGCGCAUGUACAUUCAUCCGGACAGUCCGGCCACCGGGGAGCAGUGGAUGGCCAAGCCUGUGGCUUUCCACAAGCUGAAGCUCACCAACAACAUUUCCGACAAGCAUGGCUUUACCAUCCUGAACUCCAUGCACAAGUACCAGCCGCGCUUCCACAUCGUCCGGGCCAAUGACAUCUUGAAGCUCCCCUACAGCACCUUCCGCACCUACGUCUUCCCAGAGACUGACUUCAUCGCUGUCACUGCCUACCAGAAUGACAAGAUUACACAGCUGAAGAUCGACAACAACCCGUUUGCCAAGGGCUUCCGGGACACCGGGAACGGCCGUCGAGAGAAAAGGAAGCAGCUAACGCUGCCGACUCUCCGCUUGUAUGAGGAACACUGCAAGCCGGAGCGUGACGGCGCGGAGUCCGAUGCCUCGUCCUGCGACCCUCCGCCUGCGCGUGAACCACCGCCCUCCCCCAGCGCAGCGCCCAGUCCCCUGCGUCUGCACCGGACACGAGUCGAGGAGAAGCCAUGCUCAGCCGACAGCGACGCUGAGCUGGAGCGACCAGGCGAGGAGCGCGCAGCAGCGCCCCUGGGCCGCAGCCCUACGCGGGACGCCAGCCCCGCUGCUCGUUUGACCGAACCCGAACGCGCCCGGGAGCGGCGCAGCCCGGAGAGAGUCAGCAAGGAAACAACGGAGGGCAGUGGGGACGGCCCGUUUGGCCUGCGGAGCCUGGAGAAGGAACGCGCCGAGGCCCGGAGAAAGGACGAGGGGCGAAAGGACGCGGGCGAGGGCAAGGAGCCUAGCCUGGCGCCGUUGGUGGUGCAGACAGACAGUGCGUCCCCACUGGGUGCGGGCCACCUGCCCGGCCUGGCUUUCUCCAGCCACCUGCACGGGCAGCAGUUCUUUGGGCCUCUGGGAGCUGGCCAGCCUCUUUUCCUGCACCCAGGACAAUUCGCUAUGGGCCCCGGAGCCUUCUCCGCCAUGGGCAUGGGUCAUCUGCUAGCCUCGGUGGCAGGAGGCGGCGGCAGUAGCGGAGGCGCGGGACCCGGAACCGCGGCGGGGCUGGACGCAGGCGGGCUGGGUCCCGCAGCCAGCGCAGCAAGCACCGCGGCGCCCUUCCCGUUCCACCUCUCCCAGCACAUGCUGGCAUCUCAGGGAAUCCCAAUGCCCACUUUCGGAGGCCUCUUCCCCUACCCCUACACUUACAUGGCAGCAGCGGCCGCUGCCGCCUCGGCUUUACCCGCCACCAGCGCUGCUGCUGCUGCCGCGGCAGCCGCUGGUUCCCUGUCACGCAGCCCAUUCCUGAGCAGUGCCCGGCCUCGCCUGCGCUUCAGCCCUUACCAGAUCCCGGUCACCAUCCCACCUAGCACUAGUCUCCUUACCACCGGGCUGGCUGCGGAGGGCUCCAAGGCUGCAGGCGGAAGUAGCCGUGAACCUAGCCCACUGCCCGAGCUGGCUCUCCGAAAAGUGGGGGGCCCAUCCCGUGGGGCCCUAUCGCCCGGCGGCUCAGCCAAAGAGGCGGCCAGUGAACUGCAGAGCAUCCAGAGACUGGUGAGUGGGUUGGAGAGCCAGCGAGCCCUCUCCCCAGGCCGGGAGUCGCCCAAGUGAGGGGUUCCUUGGCUGCUGCGCUGCCACACGGGCCUCCCAGGCUGGGCUGCCUGCCUCGGCUGCCUGGGACGUGUACGGCACAGAAUGGGUAUUUAUUUAAAUAAAGAAGCAAAAUCGGGCUUCAGCAGUCAGAAUAGAGCCUCGUGUGGCAGGUCGGGAAUCUGGGCCGCUUCCCUGGGACCUCAAGGAGGAAUCAGUCUACCUGCAACACGGUCGCACUUGGAGCCACUGGAUUUGAUUCAGAUCUGCUCGAGAGUCAACUACGGGGGGUACCUCCUCCUUUCAACAUAUGGGGGUGAAGAUGGUCUCCUUUAGAGUCCAACGUCCCUUCAGAAGCCAGAAUGUGCAUAGGGCAGAGGUGUUCGCUUUAGACAGUAUCCCACUGUCCCUGGCCUUGGGCCGGGAUGUCGUGAGAAACUGGGGUGGAGGAUGCUGGAGCCAGAGAAACCUGAAGUCAGUGUAGACUUGAGCUAGGAGUCCUGUCCGUUUGGUCUUCCCACCUCCACCUAACCAGAGACAGGCGCCACUCCUACUCCUCCUGCUCCUGGGUCAGCGGAGGAAGUUGCACUUCGGCUUUGAGUCCCCAGGGGGCAAAAGAUAUUUAUGAAAUAAAUGGUAAUUUGUGUAAAUAAGCUUUAAGGUUCACAGAAGAUGCAAAUUCGUAUUAAUUUAUUCAAAGGUGUACAUUACUGUGUACAUAUAUUUAGAGAUUAACUCAUAGCAUUUAAUUUUUUUCAUUUUACAUGAGCAUCUAUAUUGUACAGGGCCCCAGGAUCCUUGGCUGUUGGGGAAGGGGGAGGCACCGAACCCCAGGGAAGGCCCACCCCACGGGCCUCUCAGCCUCUGCGCCCCGGCUUUGCCCGCCCGGCCCACGGGCCCCACCUCAGGUUUUCACUUUUUGCUCCAGAAAGAGAAUGAAGCGAGUAAAUAAUAAAACGCUACGAU
Messenger RNA from Chionomys nivalis (European snow vole), 3405 nucleotides. RefSeq names its product T-box transcription factor 2 (gene Tbx2). Gene Ontology annotation, molecular function: DNA-binding transcription factor activity, RNA polymerase II-specific; RNA polymerase II cis-regulatory region sequence-specific DNA binding. Gene Ontology annotation, cellular component: nucleus. Gene Ontology annotation, biological process: positive regulation of DNA-templated transcription; cell fate specification; regulation of transcription by RNA polymerase II. The transcript is spliced from 7 exons. The record is from RefSeq and is a predicted model, not a curated record. NCBI's taxonomy places the organism in Eukaryota, Metazoa, Chordata, Mammalia, Rodentia, Cricetidae. The coding region runs from base 316 to 2460 and encodes 714 amino acids.